AUGAAGCCCACCCCUCACGGGAGGAAAGAAGGGGCUCCCAGAGGCCGACCACCUGCCAGGAGCCCCAGUUCUAGGAAGCCCCGAUGUCAAGCCCCGGCUAAGAACUCGGAGAAGACUGCGUCCGCGGGGCUGUCCCCGCUCGCUGGCACUGGCCGCGGCAAGGCCGCCCCAGCCCCGGGCUGCCCGCACACGUCCGCACGCCGUGUCCCCGCGGGGCAAGCGGCGCCCGGCCGCGACACCGGAGAGCGCGCGUGUGCACCUGCCGUGCGCAGUGUGUGCGGGCGGCGCCCGGCGCGGACAGUCUGCGGACGCUCCGCAGGUGGCCCCGAGCCCAUCGGACCCAGCUGCCCGGCGCGGUGGCUGCAGGUGGCCCAGCAGGACGACCCCGCGACAUGCCACUCCCCGAGGAAGCUCCCGUCCCCUCCCCCAGGGCGCCGGGGCGAGGGGGACCGGGCCUGCGGGGGGAGGGGAGGCGAGUCGCUUGGCGGGUCUCUGGCGCCCCCGCGUGGCCAAGUCCCGCCGCGCAUCCAUCUCUCAUUUGACCCUGGAAAGGACGAACGGCGGUUCGUCCUUCGCCUCCUAAGUCUUUGCCGCAUCUUCACGGCUACCCGGCGAGCCUCGGGGCGGGAAGUGGCCGCCGGGCGGGUCUGGGGACCACGUCUGAAGACGUCUCGCGGCCUCCUGCGCCGACCCUCCGCGUCCCAUUCUGGCGAGAACCAGGAGAUCAACCUCCGGCGCCGCCGAGGGCCCUCCCGGCGGGAGCCCGCGGGUCGGCAGGAGCGGUCCCGGGGCGCCCUCCAGCGGCCGCGGCCCGGAAGGCAGCCAACCUGCAGGACCCCCGGCGGGGAGCGGGGGCUGGCGGUUCCCCAGCGUCCGGCCUCCGACGCCUCCGCCCGCCGGCGCCCCGCUCCUGCCGGGCUGGGGGGAUCUAGGAGCCGAAGGGAGGCUGCCGUGGGGCAGGAAAAACGAGACGCCUUCGGGGGGGACGCCGAGGGGCGGGCGCGGCUGCGGGGGGGACCCCGCGCCAGGCCGGGUCUGGCUCGUCCGGGUCAGGGCGUCGUGCGGCCCCGGUGUCCUUCCCGGGCCCCGCCGAAGCCCCGCGGGCCGCCCCUGGAGCGGAGCCGGCGGACGCCGUGCUCGGGUCGCGGCCUGGGGCGGUUCGCCCGCUUGGCCGGGACGAGCCCCGAGGUCCGGGCCACUUCCGUGCCCAGUCGGUGGCGUUCACCGUGCGGCGCUGUCGUGCGCGCGUCGUCGCCGCGGGGUCCCCGAGCAGCCGCCGCCAGUGCGCGGCGACCCGGCCCGGUGCCUCCGCCCGCGCGGCCUCUCGGGACCCGCGGGGCGCACCGCGGGGCGGGGUGCGGUCCCGCAAGCUCGCCCCGCCCUGCGCUGGCCGCGUCCGUGAGCGCCGCCGCGGGACCCCCGUGCGGCCGCGGGUCCGAGCGGCCUCCCUCGGGCCGGACACUCCGCCGCGCGCUUCCCCUGUGCCGGGGCUCGCGGAAGCUUGCGCUGUCCCCCCUCGUCCGGCUGGGGCGGUGCGGGACGCGGCGCGCCAGCCCCGCACGGCCGCGCGCUCCCACGUCCCACCGCCGCGUCCCUCCGCCCCGGGCUGUCGCCGCAGCGGCCCGAGGGCUACAGGGCGGGACCUGCUUUCUCAGACGUCUGUGCGCGCGAGCCGAGAGCGGGGCCUGUGCGGGGGCCGGGCAGAGGCAGGCGGAAGGGGGAGGCCGCUGCCCGCGGAGCAGGGAGUCCCGUGCGGGCCCAGUCGCAGGACCCCGGGAGCGCGACCCGAGCCGACGGCAGACGCUGCACCGACGAGCCCCGGCGCCCCCGAAAGCGACCUUCUCCUUCGCUACUCUGUGUCCACUGAUGGCGGCUGGUCGGGGGCCGACGACCGGUCACCGCCAGCCCCACCCCCGCCGACCUUCAGGGACGCCGCUGCUGUCCGCGGGGGUGGGCUCGUGGCUUUGGGAUGCGCGGGAGCAGGGCGAGGGGCGACCAGAGGCGGCGGGGGCCGCCGUGACACCGCGACACCGUGCGUGGGCGCCCCCGGCCCGCGCGGCGCGGGGCCUUCCGGUCGGCCAGACCGCCGCCCCAUGCACGGGCCCGCUACGGAGGGGGGGGGCGCGGCCUCGAUCGCGGGCUCACGGCGCCCACUGCCGGACCGCAGCCGAGCGUUCCCGGAGGGGCCCCGCCGCCGGCCCCGCCCCCGCCGCGCGGCCCUCCAGGAACGGCGCGUCCAUUGGCCAACAGCGCGACGGCCCGGGCCAAUCGCGCGAGGGAGGCGGCCCAGCGCCCAGUGGGAGCGCGGUGGGCGGGGCUGCGUGCGCGUGCGCACUGGACCCACUGCGGCCCCGCCCCGUCCGACCGGGGUUCCCGCGCGGGCUUCGCCCCUGGCCGGCUCUGGAAGCCUGGGCGCCCCUCCCCGCGCCGGCCUCGCCGGGUGCCCCGGCAUCGGCCCCCGCCCGCCCCUCGUCGGCCCAGCACGCGCGGACCCUCCACCCAGGACCGGGAGGAGGAAGCGCCGGGUCGCCGCGGCGUCCUCACCCGGCGGGCGUCCGCGCGCCGCACAAAGGGGAGGCGCGGGCCGGGCGAGACGGCCCUCGGGGCGCGCUGGGCGGCAUCUGGCCGCGCAUCUGCGAGACAAAGGCGUCCCCGGGCCGCGAGGCCGUAGCGGCGGGGGCCCCGGCAUAG
This is a messenger RNA of Neogale vison (American mink), 2691 nucleotides long. RefSeq names its product collagen alpha-1(I) chain-like. The record is from RefSeq and is a predicted model, not a curated record. The coding region runs from base 1 to 2691 and encodes 896 amino acids. The transcript has 4 exons. Lineage: Eukaryota; Metazoa; Chordata; Mammalia; Carnivora; Mustelidae.